Molecule: messenger RNA, 7131 nt
Organism: Mauremys reevesii (Reeves's turtle)
Lineage: Eukaryota; Metazoa; Chordata; Testudines; Geoemydidae
Gene: CAMSAP1
Product: calmodulin regulated spectrin associated protein 1
Exons: 20
Coding region: 454-5280 (1608 amino acids)
Biological process (GO): neuron projection development; cytoplasmic microtubule organization; negative regulation of microtubule depolymerization
Cellular component (GO): microtubule minus-end
Molecular function (GO): calmodulin binding; spectrin binding; microtubule minus-end binding
Source: RefSeq, a predicted model, not a curated record
CUGGAAGGAAGAGAGAGCUGGAGUAUGAGACACCAACGUGGUGGUUUCUUCUUUGCACUGUGGCCAAGCUGCCAGAAGCAAACCAACCUUUAUAUCAUUUAUACCUUUGGGCUUUUCAUCACUUACGUGGUUUUGAGAAUGCCAGCGUUACCAGAACAUCAGGCAGUGUUAAGUGCCUGACAAGCCACUUGAUCAUCAGAUCCAGAGCUUCUGCAAGCAUCAAUUUUUGUUUCCAUGUUAGAACACAAGUCCCCUAAGUAAGGCAGUUACAAGAUAUUACCAUGCAGGAAGAAGUCAUAGAACAUUUUGCAUCAGGAGUGGAAGACAGCAAGGGUAAAAAUAGCAUGACUGUAGGAGAAAACAAACUGCAACCACAGUACAAGAAUCAGCAGAAGACUCCACUUGCCAAACAUCACUCCCCUCUACGGCUUUGUGAUUGAAACUCAUGCUCAGAUGGUGGAUGUUGAUGAUUGUGCCGUUGGAGAUAGCACCAGAAGAAAAAUGGAUGCCCUGACAGAUAGUGCAGUUGAGAUUGUCCCUUUGGAGCUCUAUGAUUCAGCCAGAGCAAAAAUAGCUGCUAAUCUACAAUGGAUCUGUGCUAAAGCCUAUGGAAUAGAUAAUAUCCCAGAAGAGCUGAAGGACCCAUUUUACAUUGACCAGUACGAGCAAGAACAUAUUAAACCACCUGUCAUCAAGCUGUUGCUGUCCAGUGAGCUAUACUGUCGUGUCUGUAGCCUCAUUUUGAAAGGGGAUCAGGUGGCUGCUCUGCAGGGACACCAGUCAGUGAUUCAGGCUCUGUCUCGGAAAGGGAUUUACGUCAUGGAGAGUGAUGAUACCCCUGUGUCUGAAUCUGAUCUCGCCAGUGCACCAAUCAAAAUGGGUUCUCAUAUGGCAAUGAUUGAUGCUCUAAUGAUGGCAUACACUGUAGAAAUGAUCAGCAUUGAAAAGGUGGUUGCUAGUGUCAAACGUUUUUCUACGUUCAGUGCCUCAAAAGAACUACCCUAUGAUCUGGAAGAUGCAAUGGUUUUCUGGAUUAAUAAGGUGAACCUUAAAAUGAGAGAGAUAACAGAAAAAGAGGUCAAAUUAAAACAGCAAUUACUGGAAAGCCCAGGUCACCAAAAGGUGCGUUAUCGACGAGACCAUCUUUCAAGCAGGCAGUUACCUUAUUUCCCAUUACUUGAAGACCUGAUGAAGGAUGGCAGUGAUGGUGCUGCUCUUCUAGCUGUGAUACACUAUUAUUGCCCAGAACAAAUGAAGCUAGACGAUAUCUGUUUGAAGGAGGUAACCUCAAUUGCAGACAGCCUCUAUAAUAUUCAGCUUCUGAGAGAAUUCUCAAAUGAGUAUCUAAACAAAUGUUUUUACCUUACAUUGGAGGACAUGCUAUAUGCUCCUUCAGUUCUGAAGCCUAAUGUUAUGGUUUUCAUUGCGGAACUAUUCUGGUGGUUUGAGAAUGUCAAGCCAGACUUUGUACAGCCCAGGGACAUUCAAGAAAUAAAAGAUGCUAAAACAGUGUUGCAGCAGAAGAGCAGUCGUCCACCUGUUCCUAUUUCCAAUGCAACUAAACGAAGUUUCAUGGCUAGUCCAGCUAGUACAAGUCCAGCAGACCUGCAGCCUUCAAUUCAGCUACCCCCAGAAGCUUGCAACAGGUAUUACCUGCACCCUGAAGAAUCUGACUAUCUUGGCAAAGGAAGCCCUGCCUUUAGCCCAUCCCAUCCAUUACUGCCUUUGAGACAGAAGCAACAGAAAUCAUUGCAAGGGGAAGAUAGCUCCGGUCAUCGACAUCGUUCUAAUUCUUUGACACGAGUUGAUGGGCAGCCACGAGGUUCAGUUCUUGCAUGGCCAGAGAAAAAACCCAGGCCUCUGUCUCAGCCAACACCAUUUGCUCUUCAUCAUGCCGCAAGUAGCGAUGUGGACCCUGGAUCUGGUGACAGCAUUAGCCUGGCUAGAUCAAUCAGUAAAGACAGCCUAGCUUCAAAUAUUGUCAAUCUAACUCCAAAACACCAGUCUCAUCCUUCAUCAAUUAAAACGAAUGGAAAAAGUUUACUGAACAAUGUUGAAAUUGAGGAUGAAGAUGAAGAACUUAUUGCAAUAAUCAGAUCUGAUGAAAUACCAGACCGGGGUGACCUCGAACUGAAGAGUGUGUCAUCCAGGGCACCUAGCCUAGUUGCAACCGCAUGGUCUUCAAAAACACAAAGUGAGGCCAUAGAAAGCAAACCAGAUAGUUUUUACUUAGAACCUUUAAUGCCUGCAGUCCUAAAGCCAGCAAAGGAAAAACAAAUGAUCAAUAAAGAGGAUGAGUGUGGCGAGGGGAAACAAAGGGGCUUUAUAACAAAAAGACUAAAUGAGGGGCACCUCCCUAUGGUCCGUAAAAAAGCAAAUAGCAGUCAUGGUGCUCAUGAUGUCAAUAGGACUUUUACUCCAAUUUCUAGUUCUGAUUUCACCGCAGUUGCAGAGCCCUGUACUGCAGAUUCAAUGACACUCUCUGAGGCAGGAUUAGAAGCUCCUUGUCCGUUAACUAGUAGCAGUUUAGAUCCUUCAUCUCAGGAGCAAUCCAGUGGAGGAUUCUUCCUUCAUACUGCCAAGGUUGAUGAAGAUGUAACAAGCAAAGUCAGUGUCAGCUAUGUGAAAAGUACUAACCCACAUGUUCCCAGUACCACAUGGACUAUGGUGAGACAAGAUUCUGAUUCAGAUCUCGAUGCAGAGGUGGCUGAACAAGAUUUGGUGGUAGUAGAUGACCAUCCAGUAGUCACUAAAUACAUAGGUGAAGAGGAAUCAGCAAAGUUACAAGAGGAUAUGAAGGUAAAGGAACACGAAGAUAAGGAUGAUGCCAGUGGACGUUCAAGUCCAUGUCUGAGUACAAUUUCUCAAGUUAGCAGUGUGUCCAUGACUAGUGGGAGUGUCAGAAUGACUAACUUUGCAGAACGGAAACUCCAAAGACUUAAUAGCUAUGAAACAAAGUCCAGUACAAGUAGUUCCCAAAAGACCACACCAGAUGGGUCAGAGAGCUGCCCAGCACCAUUAACGACUUGGAAACAAAAGCGAGAGCAAAGCCCCACCAGACAAAAUAAAGAUAAUGUCAAUCUUUUGGCUUCUGAACUGGUACAGCUCCACAUGCAGUUGGAGGAGAAGCGAAGAGCAAUAGAAGCUCAAAAGAAAAAAAUGGAGGCUCUGUCUGCUAGGCAGCGACUAAAGCUGGGUAAGGCAGCUUUUUUGCAUGUUGUUAAAAAAGGGAAAAGUGUUGAUGUUCCACAGCCACUUAAACCAGAACACUUUGCAAAAGAAAACUCUCGGAACAGUGGUGACGAUUUAGAUGAAGUUUCUUUGAGUUCAAAGUCAGAGGAAUUUCUGGGAAGAGAGGAAGAGAGAGAAGAAAUGCUUUAUGAUUCACAAGAAGUAACAAAAGUGAAAAUGCAAGAAAACAUAGCUUUUGUUGAGCUACACAAACCAAAAGAAUCUGCUGCUAUGCAUGAAAUAGAAAAAAGCAAGAUUAUUUCUGCUGCUCUUCUAGAAGAUAAUGGUGCUGAAGUGGUGGAUAUCAAUGAAUGUGAUCUUUCCAUUGAAAAACUAAAUGAAACAAUCAGUACACUUCAGCAGGCUAUAUUAAAGAUUUCUCACCAGCAAGAACUUCUUAUGAAAUCUCCAACGGUACCAUCACCAAGUACAAGAAAUAACUCACAGGACCAAAAGGUAAAACCAUCAAUUCAUUUUGUUGAACCCCUCUCUCCAACUGGAAUGAGCAAUCUUCGUAAACCACCUCGACUUGGUCAAGGGCGGAGUCCUCGCUCUGGAAAACCAGUUGAACUGAAAGUCGCUAAAGACAGACAUCAAAACUCAACACGUAUUAAAACCCCAACACAAAGUGUAGAAACCUUACCACAUUUAAGACCAUUUCCAUCUAAUAAUCCAUUCAGGACACCAACAGAAACUGGUUUUGAAAAUAGUCCAGAUCAUGGAAGUGGCUCUCAAGAUAAAUUUUUCUUUGAUAGCUAUAGACGCCAUGAUGAGAGCAAUCAACGGGCAUGUGUUCUUUCUACUUCCAAAGAUGCAAAUAUUAUCUCUGAAAUGAGCAAAGAUGUGAAUAGCAGCUUAAAAGAAGGAUUAAAUUCUUCCGAUGGCUCAGGAAAAGAAAACAUCCCAGUGGAUGAACCACUGAGAAGCAAGGUUAAUCUCAUAGAAGUAGACCUGUCUGACUUAAAAGCCCCGGAUGAAGAAGGCGAAAUUGAAAGCCAGGAAAGCUCUACAGACAUAAUUAAUGAAGGUGAUCAGAAGUCUGGGCUAGGGUUUUUCUUCAAGGAUGAACAGAAAGCAGAAGAUGAACUAGCAAAAAAGCGCGCAGCAUUCCUUUUAAAACAGCAGCGGAAAGCUGAAGAGGCUCGGAUCCGAAAACAGCAGCUUGAGGCAGAAGUUGAACAAAAGAGAGAUGAAGCCCGUCGCAAAGCUGAAGAGGACCGAAUACGAAAAGAGGAAGAGAAGGCCCGAAGAGAACUCAUCAAACAAGAAUACUUGAGAAAAAAACAGCAGCAAAUUUUGGAAGAGCAAGGACUUGGAAAACCCAAAUCAAAACCCAAAAAACCUAGGCCAAAGUCUGUCCAUCGAGAAGAGUCAUACAGUGAUUCAGGAACAAAAUGUUCUUCCACACCUGAUAAUCUAAGUAGUGCUCAGUCUGGUUCCAGCCUGUCUUUGGCCUCAGCAGCAACUACUGAACCUGAAAGCAUACACUCUGGUGGCACUCCUUCGCAACGAGUAGAGUCAAUGGAAUCCUUACCAAUAUUGAGCAGGAAUCCAAGCAGAAACACAGAAAGAGAUUGGGAAAAUGCGUCAACAGCAUCUUCAAUUGCUUCAGUGGCAGAGUACACAGGUCCAAAAUUAUUUAAAGAACCCAGCAGCAAGUCAAACAAACCAAUUAUUCACAACGCUAUAUCCCAUUGCUGUCUUGCUGGAAAAGUGAAUGAACCACAUAAGAAUUCAAUAUUAGAGGAACUAGAGAAGUGUGAUGCCAACCACUACAUUAUUUUGUUCCGUGAUGCUGGCUGCCAGUUUAGAGCACUUUACUGCUACUACCCUGACACUGAAGAAAUCUACAAGCUGACUGGAACAGGGCCAAAGAGCAUCAACAAGAAAAUGAUUGACAAGCUUUAUAAAUAUAGCUCAGACAGAAAACAGUUUAACGUAAUUCCAGCCAAAACCAUGUCUGUCAGCGUGGAUGCUCUUACUAUUCAUAACUAUUUGUGGCAAGCCAAGCGACCUGCAGUGCCAAAGAAGACUCAGACUCGUAAAUGACACUGAAUUUUUGGGGAGAAGAUUGCUGAAUGGGAUUACAUUGAAAGAAGAAACGGUUAUCAUUUUCCUCCAGUUGGGUAUGAAAUGUGCAGAACCAUAAAUAUUUUUAAGAGGCUUCUAAACAAAAGCCAUGGAUGCAAGUAAAUAAGAAUGAAGGAACAAUGCCAGUGUUUUUUUAUGAAUGAUAAAUCUGCUGUUACGCCCAAUGCUAACUACUGAGGCUUUCAAAUGAGAGACUGCAUGUAGCAAGAUCUUUAAUCAGUGGAUUUCCUUUUACUUGAAGCUCUUUGUCGGUACAAAUUGGAAAUAAUUUAGUUUGUUUUUCUCUCCACCUCAUUUCCUCUUUUUUCCCCAUCACUCUUAAAGUUGGCAAGCUCUGAACUUCAGUAGAAGAAUUGAGAACAGAUCUUGGGGGGGUGAGUUUUUGUGUUUUGUUUUGUUUUUUAAUGUUCUUUAGGGAAAAUCAUCCUGUGAGAAUCUUUUUGAGGAACUGUAUAAUAUAUCAGAUUGUUGUACUGUAUCUGCUGCCAACGUUAAGUUCAGUGCUCAGAUUUCUGAAAAAGCCCCAGCCCAUGCUGCUCAGAACAAAGUUUACGUAGAGUAUCUGUUCACUAUAAGCACUGAAAGAUUGCAAAGUCUGUCUUUUUUAAAAAAUAACGUUUGCAAAUUUAAAGAUGACUAUUUCUGGAACACAAUCAUGAAGAAGCAUACAGGUGCUAAUAGCUGGAAUAUGCCUGACUGAAACUUGAGGCAAGCUGAAUGGAGCACAGUUAUCAUUAUUUCAGUUUCAGGUAGUGUCCUAAAGAUUUGUUUGCUUUAAUAAAGACAGAUUCUGGUAGAUGUAGAACAUUUCCACUGAGCACGUUACUCCUGUAUGAUGGUGCACUUAAAGAUCACAAAUUUUAAUGUUUUUAUUAUGUCAUGAAAUGUAAUUCUACUUUCUUUGUCCUGUCUUUAUUCUGAAUGAGCAGCAUGCUCUAAAAUGAAGAGUGUGUACAUUUUUUUUAUUUGGGGUGAUAUAUUAAUAUAUAUUGGUUUGUUUUCUCAUUUAAAAGCAAUUUUUGAACAGAAAUUUGCAUUUGUUUCAAAAGCCCAAAUAAGUCAAACAGCUUUGAUUUCUUUUCAUGUUGAAAUAUUAAAUCUUGAGUUAUGACCUUAAAAAUCUUUGUGGUGUUCAGCAGAUCAAAUUUUUGUUUUGGGGGCAACAGGGCAUAUUUGCAGUUUUAUUUGUUAAAGCUCUCAUUUCCCUUGUAUAUCCAUGCUUUAAAGCAACUAGAGUGCUGUAGCUACAACAUAACUUAUCCAUUAGCAUGUUCCUACUACAUCAUACUUUGACACUACUACCUGAGGAUUUUGUAGGUUUAUAACUUUGGUUUGCACAUGUUUACUUUUAUUCGAGGUGUUACUUGAAUAUAUGUCUUUUAGUGCAGAGGGCACUAUUUGAAUCCUAGAUAUAAAACUGAAGCUCUAAAAUACAAUACAGUGUAAUUAUUAAAUAAACUUUACAAAUAAUGAGAGUUAAACUGAGUCUUGUACAUAAGGGGGAAAAUAGGGUACGUGAUAAAAUGCUAGUUAGAGCAAAGUGAAGGUCUUCCAUUGCAGUCUUCUAAGUCCCCCCCGCCCCCCCCCCCCAAUACUUUGCUGCAACUUUGUAAAUUUUGUUAGAUAGCUGGUUGCGUGUAAAUAACUAAAGGCUUUAUGAUUUCUAAAGUGCUAAGUAUUAAACACUAUUAUAUGAGUAAUUUUUCGGUUACCAUGCUUUUCAUGCUUGUGCUUUAUUUCUCACUGUUUGAUAUUAUAUACCAUAUUUAUUUUAUGAAGCACUGAAAUUUAAUAAAAAUCAUUAACAGA